AUGCAUCCUUUUGGUGGGACACCCAUUUGCCCAAGAUGCAACAAAGCGAAAGUCAUUAAGAUUAUGGGCCCGGGUCGCAAACUGUAUCAUAAACCAUGCUUGACAUGCACAUCGUGCGGGAAGCGCUUAGAUUCCUACAACCUAGUUGAGCACGACCAGGAGCCCUAUUGCAAGAACUGCCAUAUCAAGCUUUUCGGGACGAGAGACCUGCGUUUGGCGAAUUUACCCAACCGCGACGAGAUUUUUGUCUCCUCAAUAUCUCCGCCCGUAUCUCCUAAUCGUGCGGCUACAUUCGGUCGCGCUGCUUCGCCACCCGCUCGUGCAUCUAGCAAUAAUGCGCCUCCGCUGCCUAUGAGACGGCAUGCGACUGGCGGCGGAUCCAUCGAUAAAACCCCCUUCAUGGCGUCCUCUCCUGCGCCUCCAAUGCUAAGACCGACACGAACGCUUAGCCCCACUCGUGGGUCCGCACCGGACCGAUCACGAUCUAUCGAGAGCGCCCUAGACGAACAGGACGAGGUGCAAGAUAUGAAUGGAGGACUAAAUUUUCAAACGAACGGACUAGGCACAACUUCGACGCACACAGGUCGCGGCGCAGGUGGCCUUCCGCGGACUGUGCCCUUAAGUCCCGUACGGAACCGGUUCAACAGCGAUGUCACUAGUGACAAAGAUAUGCCUAGUGAAGGAGAGAGUGCGGCUGUUCCGGAGCCGCCCGCACCUGUGUACCCUUCCGAUACUGGAGUUCCGAUGUACUCAUCGCUCGUUCCCACUAGCACAGGAACGCGAUAUGGGAUGGCACUGUCCGGCGGCAACGCUAGUCCGAUGGCGCCUGCUAUGACGGGGAGGCAGUGGGGAGGGGGUACGCCGGUAUGUCCGAAGUGCGGGAAGACUGUUUUUUUUGCAGAGCAGGCAAAAGCGAUCGGCAAGACGUAUCAUAAAGGGUGCUUGCGGUGCACUGAGUGCAACACUCAUCUCGACUCCACCCGCCUUACGGAGAGGGAUGGAAACCCCUUUUGUCACCGAUGCUACAGCAAGCUGUAUGGCCCUCAAGGAAGUGGCUAUGCACUAUUGGGUAAGGCGGGCUCAUAA
Molecule: messenger RNA, 1086 nt
Organism: Fibroporia radiculosa
Lineage: Eukaryota; Fungi; Basidiomycota; Agaricomycetes; Polyporales; Fibroporiaceae
Exons: 7
Coding region: 1-1086 (361 amino acids)
Biological process (GO): actin cytoskeleton organization
Cellular component (GO): cytoplasm
Source: RefSeq, a predicted model, not a curated record